Molecule: messenger RNA, 1244 nt
Organism: Condylostylus longicornis
Lineage: Eukaryota; Metazoa; Arthropoda; Insecta; Diptera; Dolichopodidae
Product: ELAV-like protein 1-A
Exons: 2
Coding region: 116-1096 (326 amino acids)
Molecular function (GO): RNA binding
Source: RefSeq, a predicted model, not a curated record
CAUUUGUUUAAUUGCAUAGUAAUAUUAAAAGCGUAAACUUACAAGUUUGAAUCACCUUACGUUAGGGGGGAAAAGUCGAGGAAAAUUUUUUACAAUUAAGGAAUAUUAUAUAAAAAUGGUUGGUGGUCCAGUCCAUGUCCAAUCCAAACGUGAAGCAAGAUAUAAUCCGAUGAAGAAACAAGUACAAACUGAAUACCGUCACCCGAGGGAUAAUGAGGCAAGUACUGCCAAUGAUGCCGCAGCAAAUCCAAUUUCAAUAUUAGUCAGAGAAUACAGUAUUUAUAUAUUCAAUUUGGCUGAUGAUGUUAUUGAAAACGAUUUAUGGAGAUUGUUUGGACCAUUUGGAGCUAUAAAAAAUGUCGCAAUUAUGAGAGACCCGAAAACACAUCAAAGUAAAGGAUUUGGUUUUGUAACAAUGAAAAAUUUAUCAGAAGCUGAAAAUGCAAUCGAUAUCCUUAAUGGUCAUGCAAUCAGAAAUAGGCCAAUGAAAGUCAGUUUUAAAGGAGCAAGAACCAAAUAUGAAGAUGAGGAAAAUCCAAUGGGAGAACCCGGAGCAUAUCAAAUUUAUGUUUUUAAUUUGUCACCAAACACUAUCGAAGAUGAACUAUGGAAAUUAUUUGCUCAAUUUGGAGCAGUAAAAAGUGUAAGCAUUGUUGUUGAUCAAAAAACGCAAAAAUCAAAGGGUUUCGCAUUCAUUACUAUGAAAAUCUUAGAAGAGGCACAAAAGGCUAUUCAAACAUUAAACGGAUUCAAAUUAAAUGGAAGAAAUUUAAUGGUUAGUUUCAAAGGACAACGUCCAGAUGAUCACGAAUUUAAUAAAAUGAAUCCAGAUGUCAUUCAAUCGGUGCCUAUUUAUAUAAAUUAUUUACCACAUGACAUUGAUGAUGGCACAGUUUGGAAAUUAUUUUCUCAAUUUGGUGCCAUCAAAGACGUUAAUAUUGUACGAGAUAGUGAAACAAGAAAGUGUUUGGGUUAUGCUUUUGUUAACAUGAAAAAUUUAGAGGAUGCUACAAUAGCUAUAAGUUCUUUAAAUGGAUUUGAAUUGAAUGGAAAACGUUUGCAUGUCAGUUUAAAAACGAAGAGGGUUAAAGAAUAAAAAUCAAUUUAUAUGUAAUAACAUUUAUUUAUAUUAAUCAUGAAUUAUACUUCAUAUUAAAUUAAAAUUUAGAUGUAACAUACCUGCAUAUAAAUUUUUUGGAAUCGUCAAUCUAAUAAAAAAACAUAUUUUGAAAAUAUAAUUAAAA